AUGGGACAGGAGACUGGAUCGGCGGGCGACGAGCAUCCGCCUCCGUUGCCCCCCCGAACGACCACGGCGGCUUCGGCAGACUCGAGGGCUCUACUGGCACAGGCCACGACGGCCAUCAGCCCUGUGGAUAUCCAGACGCUCUCGUUCCCUGAUGGCUCCCGCGGCACCUUUUCAGUCGCGGGGCCGAGGUCCGUUUCCACGCCCAUUGGCAGCGGCAACGGCUCCCCCAGCUUGAAGGCGAGCGUCUCCGGGGGCGAGGGCGGUGACGAUGCCGUCAGCGUCACGAGUUUCGCGCCGACCAUGCGCCCGGCCGGAGACCUUGCCAGUCUCCUCGCUGGAAACUUCAAUCGGAAGAGCCCCGCCUGGACCCUGCUCCGGUCGCAGUCGGCCUCGGUCCAGCCGUUUGAGAGGGACCGGACGGGGCUUCAGGACCGCCUCGCCGAGUUUCCGCAAGAGUUUGAGCCCUUGCCAGACGAAGUUGACGAGCAAUUCGAUGACGACGACCGCCUGGCCAUGUGGAAGUCCAAGUUGAAGCAUUACAUGAUCCUUUCGUCUGCGGGGAAGCCCGUGUGGAGCCGGCAUGGGGAUCUCAGCCUCAUCAACUCUUCCAUAGGAGUCGUGCAAACCAUAAUAUCGUUUUACGAGGGCUCCAAGAGCCCGCUGCAGGGCUUCACUGCCGGAGACACGCGGUUCAUCGUGUCGACCCAAGGGCCACUCUACUUUAUAGCCAUAAGUAAGCUCGGAGAGAGCGACUCGCAACUACGGGCACAGCUCGAGGCCCUCUACAUGCAGAUCUUGUCGACGCUGACUCUGCCGACGCUGCGAAACAUAUUCAUUAACCGGCCAUCCACCGACCUCCGCAAACCGCUGCAAGGAACCGAAUCGCUACUUUCCUCUUUGGCGGACAACUUCACCAUGGGCUCGGCCUCGGCGCUGCUGCGAUCCUUGGAGUGUUUGAAGCUCCCCAAGUCGGAGAGGCACACGAUCAACAACACGUUUCUGAAGCUGCGGGCCAGCAAGCUUCUCUACGGGCUGAUUGUGGCCGGAGGCAAACUCGUCAGCGUCAUACGCCCGCGACGCCACUCGCUGCACCCCAGUGACCUACAGCUCAUCUUCAACAUGCUGUUCGAGUCGGACGGCAUCAAGGGCGGCGGCGGCGAGAACUGGAUACCCAUCUGCCUCCCCGCCUUCAACAACCAAGGCUACCUGUACAUGUACGUCAGCUUCUUCGAGGGAGUGUCGGGGGAACAAGCCCGUGCGCCGGCCGCCAGCCAGGGCCAAUCGGCCGAGACGGAAAUUGCCAUGGUCCUCAUCAGCGCCGAUCGAGAGAGCUUCUACGGCCUCAAGCAGAUGCGUGACGACGUCGCACAGCAGCUUGCAAAGAACGGCAGCCUGGCCAGCAUCAGGAAGGCAGCGCGGGCGGGCCGCCCCAGCGUGUCCCAAGUCGCACCGGGGAGCCAGAUCAGCCAUUUCUUGUAUAAGUCGCGAGCAAAUGUGCAGUUCUGCAUGGCCUCGCUGCAGCCUUGGUUUGUCGGCGUGGUGAAACGGCGGAGACUGAUGACGCUGUAUCACGAGCUCCACGCAUCGGCUCACGCCAAGCACGCGCAUCUCAAGGUGAUGCACUGCGCCAGCGAAGAGGCGACGUCGCUGGCCUGGGUCACGCCCGUCUUCGAGUUUUACUGCGUGGGCGGACCCAACCUGUCGAGAGAGUCGAUGUCACAGGGCGCAAAUAAGAUUAUCCAGUGGGCCAAGAAGGAGGAACAACGACUCUUCAUCAUCGGAGGCGGUGUAUUCUGA
Hirsutella rhossiliensis is the source of this 1797-nucleotide messenger RNA. Its product is annotated as trafficking protein mon1 domain-containing protein. Lineage: Eukaryota; Fungi; Ascomycota; Sordariomycetes; Hypocreales; Ophiocordycipitaceae. Gene Ontology annotation, biological process: protein targeting to vacuole; vesicle-mediated transport. The record is from RefSeq and is a predicted model, not a curated record. Gene Ontology annotation, cellular component: fungal-type vacuole membrane; Mon1-Ccz1 complex. The coding region runs from base 1 to 1797 and encodes 598 amino acids. The transcript has a single exon.